This is a messenger RNA of Plodia interpunctella (Indianmeal moth), 7134 nucleotides long. RefSeq names its product Plenty of SH3s (gene POSH). The record is from RefSeq and is a predicted model, not a curated record. The coding region runs from base 326 to 3088 and encodes 920 amino acids. NCBI's taxonomy places the organism in Eukaryota, Metazoa, Arthropoda, Insecta, Lepidoptera, Pyralidae. The transcript is spliced from 17 exons. Gene Ontology annotation, molecular function: metal ion binding; protein binding.
UAGUCGCUUGCUCCCGCCGCCCCCGCUUGCGUCGCGUUUUGUCGUCGGCUCUUCGAGAUUGGCAUUUGUGCGUGAAAUUGUAUUAUUUUUUUGUGAGAACAAGUGAUUUUAGUGGCAAAAACUUAACCGAGUAUCGUUUGAUAUGGAUGUGCAAUUCAAAAGUUAGUGUUUAGUUAUGUGGCGAUUGAAAGGUCUGUGUGACGCAAAAUUUGGAUCUGACAUAGACAGGGUGGUAUCCUGAGGAUAUUGUUUCAUUGUAUAGUGCAAUAAUGGACAGGCUUCCCGCUAAACUCGUUGGAAUUUAAAACAUUUGGUCCAAACCGGGAUGGAUGAGGGUUUGCUAAACGACCUUCUAGAAUGUUCCGUCUGCUUGGAGCGGCUCGACACCUCUUCGCGGGUGUUGCCGUGCCAACACACCUUCUGUCUCAAAUGUUUAAAGGUGAUAGUUGAGUCGCACAAGGAGCUGCGAUGUCCGGAGUGCAGGAUCCUGGUGGAGGUGAAGCUGGAGGAGCUGCCUCCCAACGUGCUGCUAAUGAGGAUCCUCGAGGGCAUGAACAACUCUGCGCCCAGGAAGACCGCCGCUGGCCAGCGCUCGCAGAGGCCGCAUCUCAUGACGCCAACCGCGCAGGCGCGUGCUGACGGCAAGCAGUUACCGCCAUACGGCCGCGCGUUAUACGACUACAACUCCAAGGAACCAGGGGACUUGUCUUUUAAGAAAGGAGAGACGGUGUUGUUGCAAAAGAAAUUGGAUCCGUUCUGGUACCAGGGGGAGUGUUCCGGCAGGACUGGAAUGUUCCCUAUCACCUAUGUCCAGGUUGUGGUGCCGCUUCCAUCUCCUACCGCGUUAUGCAAAGCGCUGUACGACUUCCGAAUGUCCGCGCCUGAUGAAGAAGGAUGUCUGGCGUUUGAUAAAGGCGCAAUAAUAACGGUCCACCGGCGCGUGGACGAGAACUGGGCCGAGGGCCGGCUGGAGCAGCGAGUGGGGAUAUUCCCCAUCGCCUUCGUGGAGCUCAACCAGCCCGCCCGUCUCCUCAUCAACAGCGCGCUGAGCCGGCCGGCGCCGCCGGUGCCGGAGCCCCGCGCGCUCGACCACAGGCAUCACGCGCAGCAUUCGCAUCGCUACCAGCAAAUGUCUAUGUCGACCCCAACAACCGUACAAGGGAGCUACCAAUCGGCAACCAUGAGCCAAUCUCAUCCGAAUUACCACCAGCCCCAAGUGGUCCCACAACCCACGGCCAUAUCCCACGGCGGGCUAGUCACCACCACCGCGGUCCCACGAAACAUCGUGGAACCCACCAAACACUCUUUAGACCUAAUCCAUUUCAGCAACAUGUCCCAACAUAUCAAAAACCAAACAAAUAUGGGCUUACAAAGCGUUUCAAGAAUCCCAGAAAACCACGAAAGGUUAAGAUCAGCAAAAUACGACUCUCUUAUACAAGUGGAUACGACAUAUCAAAACGUGCGCGCGGAACAUUUCCCGAUAUCCGUUCUGAACAACGUAUCCUCGGACUCCAGCUCCAGCAUGAACACGGCCUCUGCCGGCGUCAGCUGCGCCACCACGCCCAGCUCCAGCUGCGACACCAGCACGUGCGGCAGCAACGACCCCAGUCUCCCGAGUUCUCCAGACAAUAACACUGAGAGGAACCAAACGGUCGUCGCCACUCAGAACAAGGAGGAAGAAACCAACGAACAGGAAUCUUCACUGAACACUUCAAUGGGAGUGUUGAGUUUGAAUGAGAGUUCGACAGCGACCAACACUUCUUUGAAUGUCAGUCUGCCGCCGGCGGAGAGUCCGAAGUUGAAUGCAUCGGUCGCGAGCGUUUCCUCACAAACGCAAACUGAAGGACAGGAGGCUGCAAGCAAUAAUGGGCCUUCUUCGUCUAAGAACUUGCGAAGUAGUGGUCCAGAUUCGUUGAUGACGUUUGGCCUCGGACUGCAAGCGGCGCUGUCGCCAUCUCACGGCAAAGACGGGAACUAUAUGGCGUCGAGAGGGCAUAGAGAACACCAUAGAGAAAAGAGGCAUAGUCUAACACCGGCCACGCAUUUGCAAGGAGACCGAAGUUCACAAAACAGACACUCAGCGGAGAUCGUGGCCACAUCGCUAUUAGAUCAGACUCCAGAAAGACGUCGCCGGCGCUCGAGAAGCAACGAGCGACCGUUACCGGCUGCUUACAUAGCUUUAUAUCCCUACAAGCCUCAGAAACCGGACGAAUUGGAGCUCAAGAAAGGAUUGAUAUACACUGUGACGGAGCGCUGCCGCGACGGCUGGUACAAGGGCUGCGGCGCGCGCUCGCAGCGCUGCGGCGUCUUCCCCGGGAACUACGUCCGCCACUGCAAGACGGCGGUGACGACAUCGUCAGUGAAGCCUUCAGCGCCGGCGACGCCGCCCGCCGCGGCCGCCGGCGCCCUGCCGGCGCCCGACGCCCCUCCCAGGGCGUUGAUAUCCGCCGAACAAGGUCAACCAUUACCUUUCUCGUGGAAUUCUCUCACGCCGAUGAAUCAACUGCAACAGACCACACCCAGAUCUGAAAAGUCGAAAGAGAAAUCGAAAGCGGAGAAGUCGUCGAUCUCGACCGGUGUCAGCCUGAUGAAGAAGCUGGCCGCGAUGAAGAAGUGCAAGUCCCCGCCGCCCGCCGCCUACAGCGUCGACAACCCCGUGUUCGAGGACGCGCCCGGGCCCUCGCAUCCGGUACAUGUCAGGUCUGGCUCGUGCCCGUCGCAGCUGCUGCGCGCGCUGCCGCAGACCGAACGCAUCCGACACAAGCAGCGCCCGGCGCUGGUCUUACACGACCACGGACAGACACGUAGCGCACCGGAAGGGCCGUGGCAGUCGCAACACCGCAAGUCGCAGUCACUGGACGUCUCGUCCGCGAAACGGGACAGACAUCACUCACAGCCUGUCAAAGAAAGAUUCCGCUGCAUAGUCGCGUACCCCCCAAACUCAGAGUACGAACUCGAGCUUAAAGUGGACGACAUCGUGAUAGUGUCCAAGAAGCGCGGCGACGGCUGGUACAAAGGUACUUUACAGCGCACCGGCCGCACAGGGCUGUUCCCCGCGUCGUUCGUGCAGAGCUGUCCGCAAGAAUGACAGCGAAUCACCCACGACCGCCGCGCCACGAGGCUCUAGCAUACGGCCAUGCGGGGAUAUAACCUCACUUAUCAUAAAUCGAUGUAAUUUCGUCUAAACGUUAACGCGCUUCUUCUAAUGGCAACAUUGACGCGCGACGUGUUAUGGUUUCUCACUCGUUUUCAUUGACCUGAGUGAACUAAUCGUGUUUCUCACUCGUGUUAGAGGAAAAGUUGAUUGUCACGAAUUGAACGUGAAUUGAUUGUGAAGUUAUUGGACACGUAGAGUUAAUAAUAAAUAAUUAAAAACAAUUUCAUAAAAUUACUGCGUUGUUACACAACGUCAUUUCUAAUAGUCAGCUAUUAGACCAAACAGAGAUAGCAAGAUCGAUAUAUCGCUCUUUCUCAUACAUACAGACUUUAGUUGUUAAUAUUGAGGAAACUGAGACAGUCUGAGGUGGACUGUUUCUCACUCAGUACAAGUGAGAAGCAUUAUUCACUUGAGUCAAUGGGAAUGAUUGAGACAUAAUAUAUUGCGCUUUAAAUUUGCCUAGUGGAUACGUGGUUCGUCGAUUGUGAUAUUCAAUAAGUGGAAGUUAUAACCCCGUCUAAUCGAGCCUACGUCCGCCAUUGCUCCGCUGGGGGGCGCUAGUGAAAAUGGACGCCAAUUUAGAGACAGUGACAGUGACAUAACAUGAUGAUAACAUACAGAGCUUGGUCUCCAAAUAAACCAGCAUUAUCAACAGUUUGUUUAUAAAUAUUAGGAAAUAAAUGAGGACCAUGUCCUCUUGGCUGGCAACACUGUGUUCAUCAUCCACUUUUGACCAUUCGAUUUGGUGUUACAAUGUUAAAAAAAUGUACUUGAAAAAUCUGUUUUCUACUUCUUAUAGACAGAGUGUAUAUUAGGCGUUUGGAGUACCCACCAUUCGAGCAAUUAGAUCUAAUAUUUCUCCUAUAUAUAAUGAAAGUUUUUGAUGCAAGGUAUUGCUAUCUCGUUUGUCGGUAGCCUGACCUCUCUUUCUCAUGCAUUGCAAGAUAUAUACAUGCGUAUAACGUGUACUAACCGUAUAGUUAUACCAUUCAGCGCGCAAGGAACUGUGACCUAUGAAAGGGAUAGGAAUAUAUGUAGUUUGGAUCAAAAAAAUCUUGGGAGUACUGACUAGUCUUACGUGGUUCUAUGGUCGUGACUUCUGUGUCGUUUGUCUCACGAAACUAUCUGUGACGUCAUAUGUACCACCGAGUGAAGUGAACAAUAGCUUAAUAGUAAUUCUAUUGUUAUUGGAAUAAAGUCGUUUUUACUGUACCAUUUUUCGACACAUAAUAUACUUAAAUAUUAGUAGUAACACGGACAGUAUAUGAAAAGAAUAACAUCGUAAUUUUCUUAAUGGGGAAUAUUGUUGCAAAGUUAUAGCGCUAGAGUGCAGCACUUAACACCUUGACAUUAACAAGUCUUCCAAAUCAUGGCAUAUGACUUGUGACCAAUUACCAUGGUGCACAAGUAUAUUAAUAUCGCAAGCGUUGAUGUAGCCAUUGCACCAUACUUUGUGAAAUAUUCCCUAUUGAGUCCGUUUUCUCAAAUCUGAACUGAUGAAAUCUAUAAACAAAAUUUAAAAGAAAAUUAAAGUCCCAUUUCGAUUCAAAUGAUAAUUUAUUUCAUUUCAAACCUAUAAAGGUUUGAGAAAGAUACACACAAUGUUUUGGCCACAAAAGUACUGAUAUUGACACGGAACACGGAUAUAAAAACGGAUGUUUUUUCGGAGGAGUGUUGGCAACACUGACCUAAUUAUGUAAAUGUGUAAAGUUUAAUUGUAUAUUGAUUGAUGUGUUAAGAAUAGUGUUUGUAAGGACAAAGCAGGGAGCUUGAUUCUUGUAUAGCACACCCGGUAGGUACAUUCGUAGUCUAGUAUGUGUUUUACAUAUUUCAACUCUUGUUACUUAGUGUUAAGUAUCAAUUUUGAAUGUCACAAAUUAUUGAAACAAUACCAAUUUUGUACGUAUUUUACAAUGUAUUUCGAAUGUCCUAUAUAUAUUUUAAACGUUUCUUAUUUAACACAAGGCAGAUAUAAAUUCUUCCAAAUCGCGGGUGUCCUUUUCAAGUCUGAUUUCUUAAUAUGUUUCAUUCGCGUAAUCAAAAAUAUAAUUGUUUUUAUUUUUACACUUCCGUAUGUUGUGUUGGUUAAUGAAAAAACGAUUCUUUUUUCCAACUUUCGACUUUCGACGGUGCUCCUUGUUUCAGAAUGUUUGAUAUUUCAAUUCAAGGUUUUGUGAAUUUUGUCAAAUUUAUUACUUUUAAGGGACUAUUUAUUAAUUUUAUUUUACCUGUGUACUUCUACACAAUAUUGAUUUAAGCGAGUUUCGUUGUUUCUAUUUCGUUAGUGAUUCUCAACUAAUAGUUGAGAAAAAUACGCUUAUUAUUAAUAAAGAAUUAUGUUUUACUUUUAAGACACUGCCAUAUUAAUAUUUGGUUAGAUCAAUUUCAAAAGAACAUUUCUUUAGUACCAAGUAUAUUUUUUAGAUUUCUUACAACGUGGCAUAGGGAAAUAUUUAGAUUAACUCUUAUGGUCAGUUAUUUUGUAAUAUACACGAUAAUAAUUUAUGAAACAAGUAAAUUUCGAACUUUUCAAUUUUGAAUUACAAUAGCGAAAUUUUUAACAUCUAAAGAAAUUUAAGACUGUAUAAAAUAGUUCUGUUUAGGAUUAAUUUGAUAAGUGACAUAAAGUUACACUCGUUUUAGUGAAAUGUAUAACCGUUGUUAGGUAGUUAGUGUUAAGUACGUUUAAGUUAUGUGUGACGUCGUGAUUUGUUGUGAUAAGUUUUGGGUACAUCUUGACCUGACCAUCUUAAUACAUGGCAAACGAGAUUUAUAUAUUUUAAGCACAUGAGGGUUAGGAAACAGGGGCUCAUUUAAAAAUAUCGUCAGAUGUACGCAAAAUAUAGUUUUACAUACCUACUAAUUAUACUUUUUCAACGACACUUUGACCUCUAUGUAUAACAUAUUAUUAGAUGUACAUAAUUCUACUUAUAAUUGUAUUUAAAAUGCAUGGUUAUGUUGUGUACAAUGUUCCAAUGUCAAAAACGACUGAUUUUUUUAGUAUUUAUUUCGUGAAGUCGUUGAGUGUUGUCAUGGUAUAAUAUCGAUACAUGGUUUUAAAAUGAGUUACACUAAUUGACACCAUUACUAGUUGCAAUGACUUUUUUAAAAUGAAAACAUCCCCUUUUCUAUAUUUUAUGAAUGAAAUAGACUAUUAUAUUUUAAUAUUCUUGAUGAUGGAUAUGAUCCAGAUCCCGAAAUUCUGUAUGUAAUUUUAUAUAUUAACUUACAACUAUUAAAGUGUCAAUUCAUAAAUCGAUUUCAUUAAAGAAUUUCAAAACAACUAUCGAUAACACAACUAUCGACAAUCACUGCAACACUAAAGUGAUUUUCUUUUAGAAUAAAAAACAACGAAUUUUCCUGUGAAAAAUGACUUAUGUUUAACCAAUGUAAAUUAUUAAUUAAACCAAUUUGAUGUAUCCAUUGAGUAGAAGAAAUUAUAUAUGGGGCCAUAACACAUGUAAAAAGAAGUAUAAUCUUUUAUAAGAGAGGUAGCUUGUCUGAAUUGAAAUUACGCGCGCAUUUACAUUGUUGUGUGGGUAAAAUGAGAAUGAUUCCGCCGGCGCUAGUGUAGCUUGAGUUCUAUGUCCAAGGCAAAUUUGAACGUAUGUGUUGUGCGCGGUAAUUUUCAAUGUCAGCCAUAUUGAUUAGUACAAGCGUUCAACAAUGGCGUAAAUGAUGAGCGAAAAAGAACUGCCCAAGGCUCGCGUUUCAACCUAGAUAAGCUACCCACAUUAUUUUCAAAUUUCCUAUGACUUUUACUAAGGAAUCUAGUAAAAUUUAUUACUUAUUCUUCAAAAUGUUGUAGACAAUUUGGUAGAUAAAUGUUUAAACGAGGAUUUUGGGCCGGUCCUGUAUUCGCCAAAAUGUUGAUAUGACUAGUUAACCAGUUUUUCAUUGCGUGUAUUGUAAUUAAGGGAAUCAUAUCGAACGGUUGAAUUAGGUAAUUUUGGAAAGAAAAUAAAGAUUUCUUCGUA